GCUACGCGGCGGCGCAGCACAGGCCUCGUGCGGGAACGGCGUCCGGUCAGCCGCGGUGGCGUCCCGGUGCGGCCCUCAGGCGACUGGAGCCGCGGGCUCGGCGGAGGGAAGUACCAAAGCUGCUGAAAGAUGGCUGAAGAAGUGGUGGUGGUAGCUAAAUUUGAUUAUGCGGCCCAGCAAGAGCAAGAGCUGGAUAUCAAGAAGAAUGAGAGAUUAUGGCUUCUGGAUGACUCUAAAUCCUGGUGGCGAGUUCGAAAUUCCAUGAAUAAAACAGGUUUUGUCCCUUCUAACUAUGUGGAAAGAAAAAACAGUGCUCGGAAAGCAUCUAUUGUUAAAAACCUGAAGGACACCUUAGGCAUUGGAAAAGUGAAAAGAAAACCUAGCGUUCCAGACACUGCAUCUCCUGCUGAUGAUAGCUUUGUUGAUCCAGGAGAACGUCUCUAUGACCUCAACAUGCCUGCUUUUGUGAAAUUUAACUACAUGGCUGAGAGAGAGGAUGAAUUGUCAUUGAUAAAAGGGACCAAGGUGAUCGUCAUGGAGAAAUGCAGUGAUGGGUGGUGGCGUGGCAGCUACAAUGGACAAAUUGGAUGGUUUCCUUCAAACUAUGUAACUGAAGAAGGUGACAGUCCUUUGGGUGACCAUGUAGGUUCUCUGUCAGAGAAAUUAGCAGCAGUUGUCAAUAACCUAAAUACAGGCCAAGUAUUGCACGUCGUACAGGCUCUUUACCCAUUCAGCUCAUCCAAUGAUGAAGAACUCAAUUUUGAGAAAGGUGAUGUAAUGGAUGUUAUUGAAAAGCCGGAAAAUGACCCAGAGUGGUGGAAAUGCAGGAAAACCAAUGGUAUGGUUGGCCUGGUGCCCAAAAACUAUGUUACCAUUAUGCAGAAUAAUCCAUUAACUUCAGGUUUGGAACCAUCACCUCCACAGUGUGAUUAUAUUAGGCCUUCACUCACUGGGAAGUUUGCUGGCAAUCCUUGGUAUUAUGGCAAAGUUACCAGGCACCAAGCAGAAAUGGCAUUGAAUGAAAGGGGACAUGAAGGAGACUUCCUCAUUCGUGAUAGUGAAUCUUCGCCAAAUGACUUCUCGGUAUCACUAAAAGCACAAGGGAAAAACAAGCAUUUUAAAGUCCAGCUGAAAGAGACUGUUUACUGCAUUGGGCAGCGGAAAUUCAGCACCAUGGAGGAGCUUGUAGAACAUUACAAAAAAGCACCUAUCUUUACAAGUGAACAAGGAGAAAAAUUAUAUCUCGUCAAGCAUUUGUCUUGAUACUGCUCAUCAGCAGUGACUGCUACACAGCUUUAACUCGUCAUGUAACUGAAGACUGAGAAAGUGUCAGGCGAAUUAUACUUGCUUGGAAAGUGCUGUCUCUAACUGUAUGAGAAUUGAUUAUAAUACAUGAGUAUUUUUGUUAUAACAGCCCAUAUAUGCUACAUAUGCAGUGCAUCUAUAUAGAAGAAUUCUUUAUUCUUGGCUUUCUAUCUUACCGUCGUCAUUGCUAUUUUUCGCCUUCCUCCUAAUAGUUAAGGUUUUCUAGUCUGAAAAAGAAUAAUUCAGUUAAAAAAAUCUUUAUAUGGAAGAAUUCUUUUAUUGCUGUUUCUUUAUUUCCUUCUAAGGACAUCCUGUUCUUCCAUAGUUCCUCUUCUCAUAAAAUUAUAUCUAUAUGACAUAAGCUAAAGUACAUUUCUUGUAAAGUAUUAAUUUUUUCUGUGACUAAAUAGCAAUAAUAAACAGUAAAUUAGAAAUUAUUUUCAGAUAUUGUAUCUGUCACAAGCCAUUGUAAAUAUCAAGUAUGUUGUUUGUGCCUUCAUUUAAAAAUAUCCAUUUAUUGUAUUCAAAAGAAACUUGAUUUAGGUUAGAAAACAUAAUUUAUAGCUAUUUAAACAACAAUUUAAGAAUUUAGAGAGCAGUUUUUCCCCCUUCCCUUGAUUAUUCGAGUAAAGAAGUCUCUGACAGUUAGCUGUUGAAAUGGAAUGGAUGCUUCUAGAUCAUGCUCUAUUUAUGGCACUGUGAAGUAAGUCAUGGUCAAAUUUGUAGAAAACAGUAGACAAUGAGAUGUGUAAUUUUUUUCCUCUCUCAACAUCAGUAAUUCUUUUAGAAAAAGUUUUCAACUUUUCGCUUCCUUACCCCCUACCCAAUAUCUGAUUCGCUGGAAAAAAUAUAUAUUUUUUUAUACUGUUGCAUAUUGAACCUAAGGUUUCACAGACAUGAUAAGCAGAUGCCCUGACACUGAGUGAUUUUCCUAUCCCCUCCUUAUCUCUUAGUUUCCUUUCCUGGGUCUCUGAAAUGAUGUACUGUAGAGUAAAUGUGCUAUAGCUAGGUAAAGUGUAUUAUUUAAAAUUUGUAUCUGCCGUCUAAUACUUUGUGUAUAUGAAUGAAAGACUAAAGUAUUGACUCUUCUGUUGGUCACACUUUCCCUCCUCAUUCUGAAAAUUUAAAUUUAAGCAAAGUAACAAAGGCCUUUAAUACCACAUGAACACAAGAACAUUGCUGUUCUUUGCUGUUUUAAACACAUAACAUUCCAAAAUUAUAGAUGGUAAAGACUGUAAAAUUUCAUUUUUUUCAUUGUAGUAUAAAUUUAAUUUAAAUCUUAAAAUCACUUGGAGGCUGAUGUUGCCACUGGGUGGCAGCCCUGGCCUCUUCCACUAAGUACAGUCAACAUUUAAAGCUUUUUCAUUUAUGUUUGUCUUUGAGGGCUCUUUUGUUAAGGUAAAUGGUAAUAGAUUGGUUUAAUGUAAGUAAAGGCUAUAUAGGAUACCUUUGGGGCUGUAAAAUAUUAUGAUUAUUAAGAGAAACAGUUUAAAAGUGGUUUGCAGAAUGAGUAGGUAGUACACAUUUUUAACAUUUGAUGACACUUAUUUUUGCUUUCUCUUCGUGUGCCUCAGCCAUGCCACAAAACUGGACCUUUGUAAAAAGGAGCUUAUAAGACUUUUAUCAUGGACACAGCUGUUUCUGGAAACUUUCUAUCCCGCAGCUGAUACUUUGGGAAAGCAGCUUUGGAGUAGCUCUGAAGUGAAAUGCAUGUAUCCUGUUGUAGCUAGAGUUUGUAGAAAAUGGAGGUGCUCCAAUAGUAUCUGUACAUUCUAACUCUGAAACGAAAUUAACUGUAUGCUGUUUUACUUUGUACUUCAGCUUAAACCAUCUCUUCAACCAAAGGCUGUUUAUAUUAUAAGCGUGAAUUUUACUUGAAGCAAUUUCCUUAGGAAUUCAAACAAUCUUGGAAAAUAGUUACAAAGCUAGAUAGUAACAGACUUGUAUUAGGAACACCCGCAACCUAGUUCUGUGUGUGUCUUGACACACUACUCUCUGUGUGGGUCCUGGGGAAAUCAAUGUUUAGAAGUUUUCAUAUAUAUAUAUGAUUAGUUUCUAAAUUAAUAUACAUCACACCUCUAAUCCUGCCUGGUUCAUGUCUAUAAAAACUGUAAAAUCUUGGAAGAGGUGUUUUGUUCUUAGACAACUUUAUGAAUGUGCAAGUUUAGUGACAAAAAGAAAAGCUAUAUUUGGUCAUAAAUCUUAGGGUCACGAGUUGAAUAUUUUCAUAACAUGUAUUGCAUGCAAUCACUUCAUGCUAACACAAACACCUAAGACAUCAUUAAACAAAAUACAAAAUACCCAGCCCCGUAUUAUAUACCUAUAAUUUGGCUGCUGAAGAGGCUGUGGCAGGAGGAUCAUGAGGGGUCUCUGAGUACCUUCUCAAGACACUUUGGGAUGGCAGCAUUAGAGUAGUGCCAAAGUGGGGUGCAUGUAUCCUGUUUUAGCUAGAGUUCAUAGUAAAUGGAGGUGCUUCAGUAAUACCUGUGUAUAUGUGGGACUGUAUUUCUGUAGCAGAGCAUGAGUGAACCCUGGGUGCUAUCCCGAGGCCACCAAACAAAAAACGGAAACUGAGCAUAUUGCCAGAGUAACGUAGCAGUGACGAACUUAGGUUAUUAGGACAUGCUUAUAAAUACAUUGCAUGCAAAUUAUAUCCAGUUCUAAUGCACUGCCACAUAAUCUAGAGGUUGCAAAAAUAUAGCCUAUGAGAUGCCUUUAUGUGAAUUAGGAAAAGUCAUCAUCUCCUGAUGUGACCCUCCCCUUGUCAAAAACUGUAGAAUUUUACCCGUUGAUGGUGCCUUGUUCGUGGUGCAGCCAAAUACAGAAGUAUUGUUCAACUUGUGUAGUAUUCAACUUGACAACACUUAAAACAGGAGAUUUCAGAUAGUGUUGUAAUUUAUGGUUUCCCAUAAAAAUAAGCUGACAAUGUGAGUUGAAUUCCCAAGUAAACAGUCAGCUGGAACCUGAUGUGGAUGGUGAAAGAGAUUCAGAGUAACAAAGUCUUUCCCAACUCUUAACCCAUAAAGUGUAGCCAUGUUUAUUGUUUCUCCAUGUUUUUCCUGUUGUAUGGAGAAUUUUUGGCUUUGAAUAUGAAAUGGCCAUUUUUCAGAAACAGUUCUGGCAUCCAAAUCAGAGUGUAGAUUUGCUUUUCCAUUUUAAUACUUAACUACAAGACAAGAAACCUUUGUAUCUGUUUUAUAGGUCUUCACAACUGUGCUCACUCCUUGAGUUUUGUUCAACAUAAGACAGUAUCAUUUUCUAAGUCACAUCCAAUGGAUUUAAAAAACAAAUUGAUUCUUUAGCAAGGUAGAUAUAUAUGCUCAUUCUGUUGGUGUUCAGCCAGUUCUGCUGUAUUUAAAAUACAGCAGAGAGCAAAACAAGCAGCCCAAAUCCACACCUCAUGCCCUAACUUCUUGCUGUUACAUGUGCAUUUCUAGUUUACUUACAGGAGUAAACUAGACCUGAAAGUGUGUGUUUUGCCAAGACUUGUGGACUUGAAAUAGAAAAUGAACUGUGCUUGCUGAAGUUGUAGAGGAAGAGUUUGAUUAUCUUUGGCUAUAUACACAGAAGGGUUUUAAACCAAAUUAAGAGUCCCCUUCCCCGCUAGAACACUUGAUUUUACCAGUUUCAGAAUUGGCUUAAUGCCUCCAGUAGCUUAGCAGGAACAGGUUAGUUGAUCCAUUUAUCUUUGUAGUGCUGAUCAGUGCAACAGGUGCCUCAUGCAUGUUAGGAAAGUGCUCAACCAACUCUGAUUUUAAAUGUUUCUACUCAGGUUACAUAAGUUUACAGCACAAGGAAAGCUGCAUUCAUUGUUAGAAAUUUUUUUUGCUACCAAGGUUUUCUCUUCUCUUGUACCUCAUUGACAACCUAAAUGGGAAAACAAAAUAUAAGUAACAGUUUGAAGUAGUAUCUAAGACAUGUUGGGCAAAAGAUGUUUUCAACCAACUUUUGGGCUCAGAUACAUCUUAAUGAAUGUGCAGGUAUGUGACGCUGGAAAAUUGUCGAAACAAAAAGAUGGAUUCCAGGGGCUGGAGAGAUGGCUCAGAGGUUAAGAGCAUUAGCUGCUCUUCCAGAGGUCCUGAGUUCAAUUCCCUGCACCCACAUGGUGGCUCACAGCCAUCUGUAAUGAGAUCUGGUGCCCUCUUCUGGUGUACGAGCACACAUGCAGGCAGAUCAUUGUAUACAUAAUAAAUCUUAAUAUAUAUAUCUAAAAGAUGGAUUCCAGAAAAAGACUUAUGUUGUCUAAAUAUAGGCUAAACACAGUAAUAGUUGGGAUAAUUUUGAACACAGAAGAAACUAGUAACUCAUGAGUAAGCAUAGCUUGUCUAGAGCAAAUGAUGUCAAAUGUAUGCUUUCUAAACUGUAGAUAGAACAAAUUCUGAUUUCAUUGAGGUAUAAUUGGUUGGUUUCAAGAUGAAAAUUUUAGUUUUGAACUGUUGCUAUAGCUUGUUCUUGCAUGUCCCUCAAAGCAUGUAUUAAGUUCUUGUUUCCCAUCUGUAGCACUUUUGGAAAGUGGUGAAGAUUUAGGGAGAUGGGGCCUUCCUCUCUCUUCCUCUCAUCUUACCCUAAAACAAUUCUACUUUUUAAGUUGGUUCUUCGUUGCUCAGGCUUGAGGCUGUUCUCACCCAGAAAUGGAAUGAAAAAACAAAAACAAAGCUUUUCUGAAAUGUGUAUUCUAGGGACACAAUGUCUACAUAGAGAAGACAAGUGGAUGAAGCUGCAGCACAGGGUGGCAGAUGCUAACAGGGCAGACGAGGGUCUCUGGCAAAAUUGACAUAGAUGUGGGCUCCGCUUAAGUGACUGAAAAGCACCAGCCAGAAGUAUUAGACUGCCAUGUAGAUAUUUACUUGCAAAGCAUUGUUUCUGGUUUUUAAAAGUUUUAAAGUGGUAUUUGUUUUAUUUAAGUUUGGAGCUUUUAACUACAAGGGGCUGUUCAGAAUAAAACCCAAUUCUCCAUCUUAAUAAAAGUUACUGGGUAAUGUUUCCUAGAAACCGGGAAGAUGACAGUGUUAGAGAUUUCAAGGUUUUAAGAUGUUAAUUCCAAGAUAUUAAUUUCUUGAAGACCAUCAGUAGAUUGAAAUGACUGUGUUCAAAGAGAGGUUUUUUUGUUUUGUUUUGGGGGGGGUAUAUGUGUUUUACUUUUUAACUCUUAUUAUUUUGUUAAUGUGUAUAAGUAUUUGGCCUGCGUGUAUGUUAGUGCCCUUGGAGGGAGGCCCAGGGCAUCAGAUCCCUGAGGAUUGGAGAAGGUUGUAAGCCACCAUUCUGAGGCUGGAAAUUGAACCCAGAUCCUCUGGAAGAGCAGCUGAUGCUGUUACCCACCGAACCAUUUUGCUAGCCUCUCAGAGGAAGUUUACAAGGCAUGCAAGAGCUCUGAAAACUGGAGUUUGGAAGUGUAGACAUUACAGCUAGAGGAGACGCGUUGGAAACAGUCUAAAAGGAAUUCCACUGUUUAGGAAAAAGAAAUGAGAAUUAAAUGUCAGAUAUACUUAAACACAGGCAAAAUAUAUGGGGAUCUUGUAAUGCAAACAGUAAGGGAAUAUUACAAAGAGAGUAAAGUAAUUGACCAUUUGGCCUGUGCCUGGACUCUUUCACAGUCUGAAGAGUGAGCCUUAGAUUGGGGGUGGAAAGAAUGGCCACCAAAUUUUUCCUUCUACCUCGUUUCCUCUCCUUACCUUUUCAUAAAGUCCUGGUUUCCCCUAACAAAAUUAAAUAUCAAAGAUUUAAGAUUUUUAGACAACCCACUUAUCUAUCCACUCGACAGUUCUGCAGACCUGAAUGACCUUCCAAUUCUGCAGAAAAUUAAUCCCAGAAAUGCAUACAACAGAGCUGGGGAUUUAGAACAGUUACUAGAAUCAGAGUGGUGCCUCGUAUGCACAAACCUCUGGGUUUGAUUUCUAGCACCAUAUAAACCAUGCAUGUUGAUGUACACUAAUCCCAGCACUUCAGGGAUGGAGUCAAGAGGAUCAGGGAAUUAAAGAUUGUCCACAAAUUUGGCUACAUAGUGAAUUUGAGGCCAAUAUUGGCUCUUUGAGCCCUUGUGUCAACAACAAAAAACAACUACAACAUGCAACAGGAUAAAGGAUAGUUUGGUUUGAGUGUGUUGCAUAGACAAUCAACCGGCUGAUGAGAUAGAAUAGGAAGAGAGUUGACAAUAGAAGCAAGAACAGAGCCAGGAGUAUCAGGAGAAUUGAGCAAAUAAGACAUUGCUGUCAAGAAGUCCUCAUCUAGUGUAAUGGUUCAGGCAGAGCAGAUAUCUGGCUUUCUUACUGGUUGGUGACUGGAGCUUGAGAGAAAGUAAUUCAAGGCUAGGUUAGGCUGAUGGUAUUACUUCUUACUGCCCAUAGGUGUGUUUGAGUUUGGGACUGACUCCCUGUAGUUGCUUAUGAAAGAUAGGCAGAUGUCUGUCAGGGUGGUAAUGUUUGGCUGGCCAGUCUUGGUAUAGACUCAUGCCAAGCAGAACUAGGAAUUUUAUGACCCCGUUGCUUGGUGGCAGACUGCUCCGCAAGCCAGCUGUGUGAGAGUCUAACCUCUUGAUUGCAUUUUUUUCUACCUUUUCUUUUUUAUCUUCUUAUUCACUAAGUAUGCUCGAACUUUCUAUUUCAUGCUUUGCUUAAGUUGCUCUAUCUGGAUUGCUGAAUCAUGAGCUCAGUCUAACCCCUUCUAUUCUAACAAAGAUGGGUAUAUUCUUGGAAUUUCAUUUUGAGGCCCAUUUCCUGUGUAUUCUCUAAACCUUUGUUAAUUUCAUGGGUCACACCCCUUUUAGUCUUAACUGGGAAGCAGUUAAGUGAAGUUGGAUUUCGCCAUAUUUCUGCUGGAUUUCCUGUCCCCAUUCUUGAUUCCCACAACUAUUUCACAUUACUCUAUUUACUUUGUAGAUGAAAAAGUAACGUAAGGCUGAUGGAAUUGUUUUCCUUCUCUGCAUCAAAUGUUCAUUGCUUUUUCCAUUUAGUUUUCAGUCCACAAUGAUCUGGGUUCUGAUCCAAGGUUUCCGCAGGAACUCCUCUUGCUGGGAUUACAAAGACUUUCCAGUUAUUACAUCCAAGGGACAUUUUUCAACAAUUAACUCACUGGGGACUCUCUUUUGCACUCUGCCUCGACAUCAUGCUUCAUUGUUGUCAGAACUAUAAUUUGUACUGGCUCCGCUUCUCUGAGCUGCCUCCUUCCCCCAACCCCUAUUUUUCUAGUUCCUGGUAUGGAUAUAUGUCUGCACACCCUCCUUAAUGGACAUGUUCUUUGCACAAACUCACCCCGUAGGCGGGGGAAGGUUUCCGUUUCCUUGACGUUGAUUGGAGAGACUAUUUUCAUAGUGGGAGUUAGUGCUCCCGUAAGUGCUUCAAAUCAAAGGGCGUGAGGCUGAGCACAUGCAGCCUCUUUCUACAGACCUCUACCCCUGCCUGUCCUGACGCCACCCUACUCGGCUUCUUUCUGUUCUUUCCAUUGAGGUCUUGCUGUCCACACAGUUACCCAAACCAGAACUGGAAAGUCGUGUUUGGCUCCCUUCCCUGCCCCUCCCAAUCCAUCAGUCUGCAGGAGCUGCUAUUCUACCAAGCCCUGAAUCUGGAAGUUUUUGUUUCUUCCCACAGACAUGGGAAACCUAGCAUAGGCUGACAGUAUCUCUCACCUAGAUGCCUGCCAGAGUUCCCUCUAGUCUGCCCCUUCCUUGCUAUCUCAGAACGUUUUUACAGCUCAAAUGCAGAGAAUUCCACCAUCAGAUCGGAGCUUACACCCCUACCCUUAGUACUCACUGCUCUCAGGAUAAAAUGGAAGCCCCUCAGAAAACACCGAAAGCUUUCCAGACCAUGUCUCACCAGGUGCUCUCCAGCCUUGCUCGCUAUUGGUACAAAACUUAGGAUUUUUGUAAACAUGAUGUAGCUUCCCCGUUUUAGUACAAUACUCCAUGCCAGUCUCCUCAGGAAGCCUUCUAGGAUCCCAUAGGGUAGAUUGGGCGUUUCUCUUCAGUACUCCAGUAACCCAGUGGUUCUUUCACCAGAUUCUGUAUUGCACCUAUGGUUAUUUCUGUAUGCUUCUUCAUUACAGGAUAAGAACUGUUGAAUUUCCAGAUUUUGUACAUAGUAAAUUUCUAGUGAAUGUUUGUUGAAUGAAUCAAUGAAUGACUGUCCCAAAGUUUUCUUGCAAGUAAGUUAAGAAACUGGAACCAAAAAAAAUGUUCUAUUAAAAAAAAAAACAAACAACAAAC
Psammomys obesus (fat sand rat) is the source of this 9502-nucleotide messenger RNA. It is a transcript of the gene Nck1, whose product is annotated as NCK adaptor protein 1. The coding region runs from base 130 to 1263 and encodes 377 amino acids. Lineage: Eukaryota; Metazoa; Chordata; Mammalia; Rodentia; Muridae. The transcript has 4 exons. Gene Ontology annotation, biological process: positive regulation of endoplasmic reticulum stress-induced intrinsic apoptotic signaling pathway; negative regulation of PERK-mediated unfolded protein response; negative regulation of endoplasmic reticulum stress-induced eIF2 alpha phosphorylation. The record is from RefSeq and is a predicted model, not a curated record. Gene Ontology annotation, molecular function: ephrin receptor binding.